AUGGCAUCACGAAUGCUGAUCAUUGACACGACGGACGACUACCGUCCGCUGGUGAAAGCCAGCCAACUGUGCCAAAUACAUGACACACCCCGCAAGAUAUUCAUGGUUCUAGUCUCGGUGCUCUUCAUCUGCACCUUUGUAGGCAACUUAAGUGCGCUGUAUGUGAAUACAAGUCGAAAACUGAGACCCUUCUUCCGCGCCUGCCUCAUCUCGCUGACCUGCAGCGAUCUCAUCUACUGCGUGAACUUCACCACCUCCAACAUGGCGUUCUUCACUGCCGACUAUCUCGAAUAUUGGAUUCUUGGCUCCUUUAUGUGCAACGUUGUGCCGUUUGUCAACACUACAACAGUGUUGUGCAGCAGCUUUAUGCUGGUCGCCAUUUCGCUGGAUCGCUACAUGUCAAUAAGACGCGCUGCUGUUGGCAUUUGGAAUCCGCACUGGUUGUUCUGCUGCCUCUGCGUCGGCUGCAUCUGGUUGGCCUGCAUGGUGGUGGCAGUGCCCCUUUUCUUUAUCUACAAGGCGACCCAUGUCUACAUACAGCACACAGAUGAGCUGGUAGUUAGCGAACUGGAAUAUGUGAUGAUGUGCGUGGGCAAAAGGCCCGACAUGCUGUUGACAAGUGUUUCCUAUCUAAUCGGGCAAACAAUUUGCAUUUCUAUUUAUACGCGCGCACAGACCCAAAUCGGCGUCUACAAUGGAGUGUCGCUCAGCCUCGUCUUUGUGCCCUGCAUUGUGGCCUUCAUCUUUCUGCAUGUGACGAUUGCGCAGCAGCUGUGGCAGCGGCGUCACCAGCUGCGCAGCAUGCAAAAGCAGCGGCAGCGGCAGCAGCAGCAGCUACGCUUUGAGCAUCCGCUGGACAAUCGGGAGACAACCUACGCCAUAAUUAGCGCCUUCAGUGUGGCGGCCAUCUUUCAUGCGAGUGCUGCGCAGAUGACGCAGCAGCCGCAGCAAGAGAGAAAGCUGAGUCCUGCUGCUGUAGCACGUGUAGCACGGCAUCGUCGCAUGGUGAGGGUCGUGCUGCUAAUGAUGGGCGCCUUUAUCUGCUUGCGCCUGCCCGCCUGGAUCUUUUUGAUGAUGCGCGUGUAUGGGACGUUUUCCUCGCCCGUGUCCUGGAUAUUCUACUUCUUUUUCGGGCUGCUCAAUCUGACCAGCUGCGCUUUGAAUCCGCUCUUUUACACCUUUCUGCCCCAAACGCUGCGGGUGCUGUCGGCGCUCAAGUUCGGGCUCUGCUGGUUGCUCUGCUGCGGACGUGCUUCAAAGCUGGACUCGGACUCAUCCAUGCCUAAGGAAUCAGCAAAGCAUGCCAGGCCUACUCUUUGUUGUGGCAUGCAGGUCACCUGGCGCUGCCAGAUGAAGGCGAAACAGGAAUCAGCCGAAGCUAGAAAGCCCGUGGCUGUUAUAGAGUUGCCCUCGACUGCUAGCAGCCUGUCGAAGGACGUGUUCAAGGACUUCAACGACGAGCGGUCACUGCAAACGACUGCGUCAAUAAAAUCUUCCCGCUGAGGCAACUGCGUCAUCAAUCAAAUAUGGUCUGAUGGUAAUUGAGCUAUUGAUUAAUAUAUGUGAAA
This is a messenger RNA of Drosophila hydei, 1568 nucleotides long. Its product is annotated as alpha-2Da adrenergic receptor. Gene Ontology annotation, cellular component: membrane. The coding region runs from base 1 to 1503 and encodes 500 amino acids. NCBI's taxonomy places the organism in Eukaryota, Metazoa, Arthropoda, Insecta, Diptera, Drosophilidae. The transcript has 3 exons. Gene Ontology annotation, molecular function: neuropeptide receptor activity. Gene Ontology annotation, biological process: neuropeptide signaling pathway. The record is from RefSeq and is a predicted model, not a curated record.